Notolabrus celidotus (New Zealand spotty) is the source of this 2409-nucleotide messenger RNA. Its product is annotated as protocadherin alpha-8-like. The record is from RefSeq and is a predicted model, not a curated record. Gene Ontology annotation, molecular function: calcium ion binding. Gene Ontology annotation, biological process: homophilic cell-cell adhesion. The transcript has a single exon. The coding region runs from base 1 to 2409 and encodes 802 amino acids. Gene Ontology annotation, cellular component: plasma membrane. Lineage: Eukaryota; Metazoa; Chordata; Actinopteri; Labriformes; Labridae.
AUGGAACAAAGAAGAUACGGCGGACGAGGGGCGCGAGGAUAUUUUCUCGGCUGCGUGGUUGUUAUGCUUUUGUGGAGUGUGGCCUCAGCACAAAUACAAUAUUCAAUCUCUGAGGAAGUUAACGAAGGAACUGUGGUUGGCAAUAUAGCGAAGGAUCUGGGACUAGACAAAAGCACAUUGAAAGACAGGAAAUAUCGGAUUGUUUCUAGUGGUGCAGAGUCUCUGUUCCACGUGAACCAAAAUGAUGGUAUCCUGUACGUGAGCCGAAAGAUUGACAGAGAAGAGGUGUGCGCGCAGGCGAGUACGUGUUCAAUAAAUCUGAAAACCGUUCUCGAAAACCCACUCGAGGUGCACAAUGUGAAAGUAGAGGUGCAAGAUAUAAAUGACCAUUCUCCCACUUUUCUAGAACAAGAAAAACGCUUGGAAAUAUCUGAGUCGGUUUUGCCCGGAGCAAGAUUUCAGCUAAAACCUUCACGGGAUUUAGACAGUGGCCAUUUGUCGGUGCAACAUUACAAACUCAGCCAAAACGAGCACUUCCGUUUGGAAAUAAGAGAUAAAGGAGAAGAUGGCAAAAUACCUAUCUUGGUUUUGCAAAAAUCUUUAGAUAGGGAGACAUCGGGAAGUCACUCGUUGCUACUGACGGCGCUUGAUGGGGGGAAGCCUCCGAAAACCGGUAAUAUGAAUAUCCUUGUAAAAGUUUUGGAUGUAAAUGAUAACACACCCAUUUUUUCGAAGGAUGUUUACUCUGUUACACUACUGGAAAAUGUUCAAGUAGGAAACACAGUUAUAAAAGUCAAUGCCACCGAUUUAGAUGAAGGACAGAACGGGGAAGUAGUUUACUCAUUUGGUAACAGUGUAAGUAAUAAGUUAUUUCAGCUUUUUGAUAUAAAUUCAUCAACAGGUGAAAUAACUGUCAAAGGUUUAAUCGAUUAUGAGCAAAAGGACAAGUACGAAAUUGAAAUUGAGGCAUCAGAUAAAGGUCUCGCUCCUCUCACUACAGAGAAAAGCGUCAUUAUUAAGAUAGUUGACAUUAAUGAUAAUGCACCUGAGAUUGAAGUUACCUCAUUUUCAAGCUCCAUCCCCGAAGACUCCAGACCUGGAACUACAGUUGCUCUUAUUAGUAUCAAUGACCUGGACUCUGGUCUUAAUGGAAAAAUUAUUUGUUCCAUAAAUGAAGAUGUUCCUUUCACUUUAUCACCAUCCUUACAAGAUAAAAUGUAUUCAUUAGUCACCAAAUCUCCCCUGGACAGAGAGAAACAAUCACACUAUGACCUGACAAUAACUGCUAAAGACGCUGGUCAUCCUCCAUUAUCUUCUGAAAAGACCAUAAGCGUCGUGCUGUCAGAUGUGAAUGACAACCGUCCACAGUUUUCACUCAGUCCUUAUACUUUCUAUGUGACUGAAGCCAACGAGCCAGGUACCUCUGUGUUUUCAGUGAAAGCUUUUGAUCGGGAUGAAAAUGACAACGCGCUUAUUUCAUAUCAUAUUCUCAGAAAUGGAGGAGAAGAAAAUAAGUUGGCAUCUUUCCUGAACAUAAACACUGAAACUGGAGAUAUUUUGGCGCUGAAAAGUUUCGACUUUGAAACAGUGAAAACGUUCCAGUUCCAAGUUGUGGCCUCAGAUUCUGGAACUCCGUCCCUGAGCAGCAACGUCACAGUGAACGUGUUCAUUCUGGAUCAGAACGACAACGCUCCAGUCAUCCUGUAUCCAGUCAGCUCCAACGGCUCUGCUGAAGGUGUGGAGGAGAUUCCCCGCAAUGUGAACGCAGGACACUUGGUGACUAAAGUCAGAGCCUAUGACGCUGAUAUAGGAUAUAAUGGCUGGUUGCUCUUCUCACUGCAGGAAGUCACUGAGCACAAUCUCUUUUCUUUGGACCGCUACACAGGACAGAUCAGAACACUUCGCUCAUUCACAGAGACAGAUGAGGCUGAGCAGAAACUCAUCAUACUGGUCAAAGACAAUGGCAAUGUGUCCCUCUCUGCUACAGCUACUGUCAUUGUCAAAGUUGUGGAGCCCAAAGAGGCUUUUGCUGCUUCUGAUGUGAAAAGUGCAGCAAAGGAUGAGGAGGAGAGUAAUGUCACUUUUUAUCUCAUGAUCACUUUGGCCUCAGUCUCAGCUCUUUUCAUCAUCAGCAUCAUCGUGCUGAUUGCAAUGCAGUGCUCCAAAUCCACUGACUAUACCUCCAAAUAUCUACAAGAGACUAACUAUGACGGCACACUGUGUCACAGCAUCCAGUACAGAUCUGGAGACAAACGCUACAUGUUAGUGGGACCCAGAAUGAGUAUAGGAUCCACCAUAGUCCCGGGCAGCCAUGCCAACACACUAGUGCUCCCUGACAGGAGGAGGGCAUCCACAGAGGUAAGGCUUAAACAUGUAGUAAAGGGUGGUUUACUGCACAGAUUAAUAUGA